Molecule: messenger RNA, 678 nt
Organism: Fusarium graminearum PH-1
Lineage: Eukaryota; Fungi; Ascomycota; Sordariomycetes; Hypocreales; Nectriaceae
Exons: 2
Coding region: 1-678 (225 amino acids)
Source: RefSeq, a predicted model, not a curated record
AUGGAUGACUUCGAGGCAAUUCUAAGUGAUUUGGUACUUGAGAAUGAACCUAUUGAGAAGGAACUCUCUUCUUUGGGUCUGAAGUGGCACUCUUUCGACGACCUUUGCCAGGCGCUACGUUCCGAAACUGUCACCGACAACAUCACAAAUCGCGACUGCUAUGACAUCCUAGCGCCCCAACGGCCCCAACAACCAAAGACACAAAAGGCAACCGGGAAAACGCCCCGGACAAGCGAUAAAGAAGAUGUCGUGACUAGAAUCGCCUACUGCGUGCCAAGCGUGACGCAGAGUUCCGGAAUCAAGAUCUUGUGGAAAGGGAUCAGCGGAAGUUAUCGCUCUGUGAAGAAAAUUGAACCAUCCCGAACGUUGACGGAAGUCAAACACGAAGCCCUACGACUCUACGACGCGUUUCAGGAGCAGGCUCAUGCAGUUCGCAACCGCACAUACAUCACCUACAUUGCCCGGAAGCGAAUCAAGCAUUCACUAUCCAUCAACAAAUCGUCUGGCUUUACUGUCUUUGUUGAGGAAUAUCAACCAUUAGAUGGUCUUUGCCCAACACUCGCACGAGAUAUCAUGGCACAGCCGGCGAAAGAUAUCGAAUGUCUUUUGUGUUGUAUCACUGGAAUAAAAUUUGGGAUCAGAGUUUUUCCUUUGUCUUUAUUUACAGCAAUAGGCUAG